CAUGGUUAUCAGUCGAAGUAAGUAGGCUAGCUCAGAGCAUUUUUGAACUGGAAAGAUCCUUGGUGAAACUAGCUCGAAUCGCAGACUGCAACUACGACAAACUUGUGCAAAGGUUCAACAAAGCUACGAGGCAACUUGCUUUUUAGUCAAAACUAACAGACCCUAGUCGUGUUCGGGUUUGGAAAUCGCACAUAGUGGUGGCUUGUCUGGCAAUGCUUUCACGAUAAUGACGUCCACUCAAACUUCAGGUGCACCGCAUGCUGUUCAGGGCCUGGGACAGCCACCAGAGCCGCUCUUGCAGACGGCUGGCUUACCAUUCUUGCCGGGCAAUUCGUUCAAAGACCCGACGAAAGCACGUUACCAUGUCGACCAGACGCUGUCCUAUCGCAACGGGUAUGCGCUGCCGAAAGUGCGCCCGAACUGCGGCAUCGGCGGCGAUGAUAUUCCAUUCAACCAAUUGACUCCAGCUGAGCUGGAUGAGCUGGCCAGGCUGAGGCCAACGCUAACGUACGGAGAAACCAAACCACCGCAGCCAGUCACGUUCGUUCCGGCGCACGUGGCAUUUGACAAGAAGGUGCUCUUGUACAAUGCCUACUUCCAGGAAACGGUGCACGAAUCUGCUCAGGAGUACUACCGGGUGCGAAUCGUCAAGAUCUACUAUUACCUGGAAGACGGUUCCAUUUCCGUGACAGAACCCAUAGUAGAAAACAGUGGCAUUCCGCAAGGGAAGCUGAUCAAACGCCAGCGCUUGCCCAAAGAUAUGCAGGGUGGGUAUUGGCACUGGAAGGACCUCAACCUUCGAAUGGAUGUCAACUUCUACGGCAGAAUGUUUCACGUCUACGACUGUGACCACUAUACGCGGAACUAUCUGGAGAGCCAAGGUAUUGUCGUAGAGGCCGCGGAGGACCCGCCGUCCGAUCCCUACAUGCAAACCAGAAUUCCUCUCACUUACUCACACGUCACGCAGCCGGACUUCGACAAGUUGCGGCAGUUCAUGACGAUGGACCGAAAAGUUCUGCGGUUCCAUGCAAUCUGGGACGAUCGCGGUGAAAUGUUCGGUGACGCGCGUCACUUUAUAAUUCACUACUACUUGGUCGAUGACACGCUGGAGGUGAGAGAAGUUCGGAAACAGAACGAUGGCUAUGACCCGUUCCCAGCGCUCAUCGGCAGGGCCAAGAUAGCCAAGAACCCAUUCGAUGUCAACCGGGACUUUCCAACCAUUACCAUGGAGCUGUCCGACUAUGAAGUGAAGGAGUACUUCACACCGGCCGAUUUCCGCAUUGGUGAUACUGUCAAGAUCAAUGGCCGCUCAUUCCUUCUGUACAGCUGUGAUGAGUUCACGAAGGAUUACUACAGGAAACACUUUGGCAUCACGGACUUUGAGCCACUUGAUGUGGAGACACCAUCCACAAGAGGACCGGGACAAACGGAGCGAUCAUUCCCACCACAUACUGGCAUUGGUGCACUGGACGACACUAGAGAGAAUUGCCUGCACCUGAUCCCGCAACCGCCGAAGACCGACGUCGUGAAGUUCUUGGAGCGAGACGGUCAAGUCCUCUGCUACCUGGCAAGACUGGAAUCACGUCAUCCAGAGGAUGAGCGUCGGCGUUUCAUUAUCUAUUACCACCUGAACAAUGAUACCAUCUCCAUCGACGAGCCUGUCCAGCGGAAUUCUGGCAUUCUCGGUGGCAAGUUCCUACGCAGAACACGCGUUCCAAAGAAAGGUCAGCCUUUCGUCAAGGCGGGCAUUGUCGAUCACCCCGAGUACUACACCGCAGCUGAUUUCGCCAUCGGUGCCCAGAUAGAGAUUUUCAAGCACCGCUUCAUCUUGCUGGACGCAGCAGGCUGUGUGCUGGAGUUUGUCAAGGCGCUGUGGGGCGACGGCGUGCCAGAGGAGACCAUUGCCUCACUGGAGGUAUCUCAGGAGCAAAAGAUGACCAAGGCACGGCGUCAGGACGAUGACUGAGCUGCCCAGUGUACACGCUGAUCAGCUCACCGCGUUGACUAAAUCAAUAGUGCUGCAAAGAUGCAGCAGCAGCACGGAGAGCAGUGGUGUGCGUGGCACCAGUUGUCCGCUGGCUCGUACAAUCAUACCCCCUACCUGCUGGCUCGUACAAUCAUACCCCCCUGCCUGCUGGCUCGUACAGUCAUACCCCCUACCUGCUGGCUCGUACAAUCAUACCCCCCUACCUGUUCAUAGUCCACACAAUCAUGACAAUGACGUUCUCAUUCUAGAGGCACAUGUGUAUAGCAGCAGUGUGCGCCACGCCGUGUUCUCAUACAGAUGAUUUGACAAAGGAAUUGAAAGCGACGAUGGUGGCAUGUGUAUGUGUUGUUUAAAACAGUGUAGGUGGCUUGUCAACAUGCAUACCAAUACUGUCUUGUUACAGCACUGUCCUCCUACCAGGCAGGCCAUUUGCGAUUAGUGAAUUAACCUAGCCAGCCAGCCCCCACCACUGUAAAACUCCACCCUGUUGAUACUAAGUGAAAUAGCAAUUCAAUCAAUGAAUUAUGUCAGAAGGAAGGUGUUACACGUACAUGUACACGACGGUUGUUGUAAAAUAUCUUUAUCACUGCUGUAGCGUUCACAGAUUUUUGGUUGAAAAAUAAAAGUACUUUUACGCAUGGGCGUCAUGUA
Messenger RNA from Sycon ciliatum, 2638 nucleotides. RefSeq names its product EF-hand domain-containing protein 1-like. The transcript has 11 exons. Gene Ontology annotation, cellular component: mitotic spindle; axoneme. Gene Ontology annotation, biological process: cilium-dependent cell motility; mitotic cytokinesis; mitotic spindle organization. The record is from RefSeq and is a predicted model, not a curated record. Gene Ontology annotation, molecular function: alpha-tubulin binding. The coding region runs from base 227 to 1966 and encodes 579 amino acids. NCBI's taxonomy places the organism in Eukaryota, Metazoa, Porifera, Calcarea, Leucosolenida, Sycettidae.